This is a messenger RNA of Entamoeba dispar SAW760, 2508 nucleotides long. RefSeq names its product DNA double-strand break repair Rad50 ATPase, putative. The transcript has a single exon. The record is from RefSeq and is a predicted model, not a curated record. Gene Ontology annotation, molecular function: nucleic acid binding; ATP binding. Bases 1 to 2508 code for a protein of 835 amino acids. Lineage: Eukaryota; Evosea; Mastigamoebida; Endamoebidae.
AUGACGAAGAGUGAAAGAAGAAAGGAAAAGAGAGGAGAAGAGGGAGAAAGACUUUUGAUUGGAAGAGAAAGGAAAGGGAAGAUAGAGGAGAGAAGAAGAAGAGGGAUAGAAAGAUAUGUUAAGAUAGAGAGUGUGAGAAAAGCGUAUGAAAAGAGAGGGAUAAAAGAGUUAUUUGAGUGGCAAGAGGAAUGUUUAAAAGAAAAAGGGGUUAGAGAAGGGGAAGAGAAUUUAGUGUAUAGUGCGCCAACGAGUUCAGGGAAGACAUUAGUGAGUGAGAUUUUAAUGAUAGAACGAUAUUGUCAAACACAAAAGAAAAUGAUAUAUAUAGUACCAUAUGUUUCAAUGGCACAAGAAAAAGAAGAAUAUUUUAAAGAAAUAUUAGAAAGUAUAAAGAUAAAUAUUAAAGGAUAUUUUCAAAAUCGAAAGAUAGAUAAAGAAUUUGAUAUUGGGAUAUUUACAAUUGAGAAAGGGAAUGGAAUAAUUAAUAAAAUGAUUGAAGAAAAAAGUAUAGAAGAAGUAAGUAUAAUAAUAAUUGAUGAAAUUCAUAUGGUAUUUGAUAAAAAAAGAGGACAAAUAAUAGAAAAGAUAAUAAAUAAAAUAGGAAGUUUAGAAAAAAAGAUACAAAUAAUAGGGAUGAGUGCAACAAUAAAAAACAUUUCAAUAUUUGAGAAAUGGAUAAAAGCAAAAACAUAUGAAAGUACAUAUAGACCAAUUAAAAUAGAAGAAUAUAUUGUUUGUAAAGGAAAAGUAAGAAAUAAAGAAGGAAAAAUAGAAAAGAUAUUAAAAGAAGAAGGAGAUAUAGAAAAUAUAAUUGAAAUAACAGAAGAAGCAAAAAAAGAAGGAAAAGGAGUAAUAUGUUUUUGUUCAACAAAAAAAGGAUGUGAAAAAAUGGGAAAAGAAAUUGUUAAAAGAAUAGAAAAAAAGAAAAUAGAAGAAAUUAAUAAAGAAAUAAAAGAAGAAAGAAUAGAAAUGAUUAAAGAAAUGGAAAGAAGUAAAUUUGGAAUAGAAGAAGAAUUUAAAAAUAUGAUUAAAUAUGGUAUUGUUUAUCAUCAUUCAGGAAUAACUAUUGAAGAAAGAGAAAUAAUAGAAAAAUCAUUUAAGAAAGGAAUUAUUACAUUAAUUAUUGCUACAAGUACAUUAGCACUUGGAGUAAAUCUUCCAGCUAGUCGUGUAAUUUUUGAUAAAGCAAAAAUUGGAAAAGAAUAUUUAACUAAUACUCAAUAUCAACAAAUGAGUGGUAGAGCAGGAAGAUUUGGAAUUGAUGAGAAAGGAGAAAGUUAUAUUUUUUGUAAAGAAAUAGAAAUACCUAUUAUACAAAAUAUUAUGAAAACAAUAAAUAAUAACAAUAAAGAAAUUAAAGAAGAAAAACAAGAAAUAAAAGAAAUAGAAGAAGAAAUAGAAGAAAUAAAAGAAGAACAAGAAAUACAAGAUAAAGAAGAUAUUUUAGAAGGAAUUUAUAAUGGAAUAAUUGAAAAUAAAAAAGAUAUUGAAAAAUGGAUUGAAAAAACACUUUAUUGGUAUAAAAAUAAAGAAAAAAAAGGAGCAGAAGAAUGGAAAAAAAUAUAUAGUGAAAAAAUAAUUAAUAUAUUAAAAAAUGAUGAAGGAUUAAUUGAAGAAAUAGAAAAUGAAAAAGGAGAAAAAAAAAUUAAAUGUAAUCAAAUAGGAAGAGCUAUAGUAAAAGGAGGAAUGGGAAUUAAUAAAAGUAAAGAAAUAUAUUUUAAUAUUAAUGAAGGAUUUUUAAAAAAUAAUAAUAAUAUAAUAAAUAAAGAAAUUUAUUAUUUAUAUUUAGGAAUUAAUUAUGAUAAUGAAAUAAAUUGGAAUUGUUUUGAAAAAAAAUUAGAAGAUAUUGAAGAUUUAAAAAAUAAAAAAAUUAAUUUAUAUAAUGAAUUUAAAGAAUUAAUGAAUAUUAUUGGAAUUAAUCCUGUAUUUAUUUGUUAUAUGGAAACUAUGAAAAAUGUUAAAUUAUCUAAUAAAAUUAUUAAUAAAAUUUUUAUUCAUAAAAAAUUUUAUUAUUUAAUUAUUUUAUAUGAAUUUAUUAAUGAAAAAAAUAUUCUUCAAAUUAUCAAUGAAAUGGGAAUUACUAGAGGUAUUUUACAACAAUUACAAAAUAAUACUAUUACUACUUUAAAUAUGAUUAUUCAAUUCUCUAUUGAAUUAAAUUAUUUUGAUCUUUCUCAAAAUUUAAAACUUUUAAUAGACCGUAUUAAAUUCGGUGUUCGUACUGAUAUUCUUCAAAUCAUCCAUUUAGAUGGUAUCUCUAUAAAAAUCGCUCGUACUUUCUUUCUUUUCGGUCUUAAUAAUAUCUCUAAAAUCGCUCAUACUUCUUUUCUUGAUAUUUUUUCUAUUAUUCAUCAUUCUUCUUCUCAUUCUUCUUCUUCUCAUUCUUUACUUCAACUACAAACGGACUUAGAAAUUACUGAAAGAAUAUUACAAAGUGCACAACAAUUAAAUGUCUUAAAUCAUUCUCUUUCUUAUUAUUUUCUUUCUUCUUUCUCUUUUUUUUAUUAA